GGCAAUUUUUAUAGCGUUACUCUUGAUAACCGGAAAUCUCAGAGACCAAAAACUCAAAGCAGACGACGCAGACCCAACCGGGGUUUCAUGUAUUCAUUGGACGGAUCUUCAGCUGACAUUUUCGCCGACCAGUAACGCGCGUUCCCACCAUAAUUAAAUCGAUAUUUACUCGAUUAUUCAUCGAGCUACCAUCCUUAUCAAGUGUAGUAUCCUUGUUUAACAGAUUAUUUUGACACAGCGACGAGUACGUAAAGAAAUCGGAUUUCUUCAUGAUGAGAAGAUAUAAGGAAAUUUUUGCAUUGCUAAUACUAUUUACUGCGGAUCUUAGCCGGGGUGAUGUGCUUUAUAAGUUCAUGAAUCGGGAGGAUCCGUGUGUAUAUCUCUGUGAAAAGGCUCCACUGCCCUUUGCAAUUAAUGAAUACUCCAAAUCGUGUUGCCAGAGAGGUUGCAGGUUUUUUAAUCUGGUUGAUCUGCGUCAUGGUUUAGAACCUGACAGCUUAAAUGGUACCAGGGAUGCCUGUGAAGCAUCAUGCACAGAAGCAUAUACAAUGCAAGAUGACCGCUAUGCUUGUACCAUAGGCUGUGACUCUAUGGCCAAGCAGCGUAACUUAGAUCUAGUAUGCCUUUUGUCAGUUGCUAUCUACGUUGAAGAAGGAGUUGACUCGAAUAUACUAUUGAUGUCACCAGAUGUCCCGGAUAAUGACAUACUAACAGAUCCUGGAUUAAGAAAGGAACUGUUACCUGGUUGGUGGGACUCUAAUGGAUUUAAGCUACCACAGACCUAUAUUAAAACAGUCCCUAUAGAUGCAGGGACCGUGGACUACGGCAAUCCAUCAGACUAUUCAGGAGAAACCGAACAAUCUGCAAUGAUACCUGGAUCAGAUUGGCUACAGUGUGCUUCACGCCACACAGGAAUACCACGUUGGAUGCUUGCAACUGCAAUAGUAGUCGCAGCUAUAUCAGCUGUAUGGCUUUGCUUAUCGCCGGAGAAAUCCGAGGAAGAAGAUAUAAAUGUUGAAAAGUGUAAUAUUCCAAACAAAGUGACCGUAUACAUGCCAGACGAGGCACCUUUGCAUAAAAAGCCACCCCCAAAAUACAGCGAAAAUGUUGAUGUUAAUGAUAUUAACUUGAAACUUUAGAUAGAUAGAUACUCUGUUGUUUGACUGCUACAAAAAUCUUUCUUGAUUAUUUAAAUUUGAACUUAAUAAAGGAGUUCAGAGUGAAAGGAAAUUCGGGUCAUUUGAUGUUUGCUCUACAUCUGUAGGUAUUAGAUUAUUACGUCAAUAGAUACUGACUUAAAAUUUUAAUAUUGAACUCAUUUCAUUUAAAAGCAAGUUUAUGUUUUUUCAAAUUUAUGCAAGCUUUGUUUAUGUUAUUCUAAAGGUUCUUCUCGUGUCAUUUAUGGUUUUUGCGACAGUUUUGAAGCAACAAAAUCAAAAUAUUUCACUCGGUCGGUAGAAUACAGAUCUACCGUAACGUUUCUCAACAAAACGUUCUCGUCAUGAAUCAUAUUAAGUUAAUAAAUUUUUAAUAUUCGUUUGGCUGUCUUGUCACGAUAAUUUUGGAUAACAAAUACAGCAAAUUAUUGAAAAAUUAAAGAAAUUAAAUUAGUGAAAUUAAGAUGAGUAGAUACUUAAUAUGCAAAUUCUCGUCAACGUCGCGCAGUAAUCAACAUAGUUCUUUCUCGAGUAAAAGAUAGACCUAAAAUUAUAUAAAUUAAUCUAUAAUCGAGCAUACAACUGUAAGUGUUAAUUAGAUUCGACACUUAUUAGAUAAAUUAUAUGUCGUGUUUUAAUUUUUCUAUGCUUGCUCGGAAUAGAACAACUUCUUAACUUUUACAAUGAAUUAUUUAAAAAAUUUUCUUUACGUUAUAUUCAUCUUUAUAGUAGUACAUUGUUAUUGCAGAUACAUCAUCGAUAUGAUGAUUAAUAUUUAAUUCCAUUAUGUAGAUGGCUCUUUUAAUUUUGCCAAAAAUUACAUUUUUCCAAAGAAAUGUUGAUAUCUUUAAAUGGCGUUUUAAGAAUUGACAAUGCAAUUUUAUAUAUACAAAAGUUUCUUCGUCGGGAAUUUGUUCAUUUACGCCUUUAUGUUUUUAUUCUGUGAUUAUGUUUCCAAAGAUUAUUACGAUUAGAAUCGCGUUUGACUAGUGAUUAAUGUUUGAAAAUUCUUAUAAUACGUCCCCAUUGAUAACUACAUCAGCUUGCUCAAAUUAUUUGUAAUAUCAGUUUGCAUUCGCAUAGUAUGCGCAUCUUGUAUAAUGGGAAUAUUAAUAUAAAGGGAAAAAGUACGAGAAUAAUGUUCAAACAUAAGAAUACGCUCAGCCACUAUAAUUGUCUUUUGAACAAUCGGAAAUCCAAAUCACGGUACAACGAAAAUCAGAACCUCAAAUAAGACCAACAAAGAAUUCUUAUUGAUUCCAAUAACACAUUAAUUAGACAGAAUCUGGAUUUGUGUAAAUAUCAUAAUUCCUUUUAAUAUCGACUUCGGUCAUUUCAUAUUACACAUAUUAUUAACAAAUAAUUAUGUUGCUAUUUAAUAAUUACUAAUUUAAUUAAUUCGAUCUAUUUCCACAUAUGCAGUUACCUCAAAUAAUUACUUACAAUUUAAAUGACCUCCGACGUAAAGACUUGAAAAGUACCAUAUACAGUUCAGAGUGAGAGACAUUUUCUUGUUGGUGAGCUUUUUGGGACUUAUUUUGGAAUAUGAAUAUAAAAGGGUUUAUCAUAAUGCAUUUCAGAAUACUUAUGAAAAUAUGCAUUCUUAUGAACAUCUUAUGAACGAAUAACUGAGUAAGAUCUGUGGUUAAAGAUGUAACAAAAUUUAAUAGAACAUAAAACAUGGUGAUACCACAUUAGAAAAAUUUAACACAGGGUAUCUGAAGUUUCGUAUUUAAAAAAAUGACAGUUUAUAAUAUUUCACAGAACAGUCAUACCCAAUAGAGUACACAUUUAUUAUACAAUAAUUAAUCUCCCACUCUAUAAUAUAUGUACCAGGAGGCAAUAUUAUAUACAAUAUUUGUGCAAAGAUAAAUAUGUAUACAAAUAUCUCUAAUCCCAAGACCAUCUUCAUAGCUUAACUUUUACAGUAAUAUAAAGAGCAAUAAAUUAUAUUUACUUGAAUUUCUUGAAUGUUAUUAGAUUAAUGGAAAAUUGGAAGUGAAGAAGUUCUUAAAUUAAUGAAAAUGAUAUCGCAGAUUGCUUGUUAAGGACAUUUUUUAUGCAAGAAUUCUAUAAAAUUAUAAUAUGGAUAUACAACCGGGUCCUCAAUAUAUUGUUCCAUCCACGACAAGCUACUAAGUAUCCCUUUCCCGUCAGCAAGUUAAGUAAAAAAAAAUAUGUAGAAAACGUAGUUGUGAAUUCUUAGCAGAUUACUGUUAAAGCAUUAACUAUUUCAAUCGUCUAAACGUUUACUGUUGCACUUUCGCAUUCAAGAUGUAGAUUUCAGCAUCAUGACUGAGGAACAUUGUCUAGUACAAUGUUAUCCAGUUUUAUUAACAAUACUGUUAGACUGUCAAGAAAGUAAAUAAAGUGAAUAAAGUUAAAAAUCGUA
Cephus cinctus (wheat stem sawfly) is the source of this 3549-nucleotide messenger RNA. Its product is annotated as transmembrane protein 59-like. NCBI's taxonomy places the organism in Eukaryota, Metazoa, Arthropoda, Insecta, Hymenoptera, Cephidae. Bases 270 to 1139 code for a protein of 289 amino acids. The transcript is spliced from 4 exons. The record is from RefSeq and is a predicted model, not a curated record.